Molecule: messenger RNA, 1350 nt
Organism: Mugil cephalus (flathead mullet)
Lineage: Eukaryota; Metazoa; Chordata; Actinopteri; Mugiliformes; Mugilidae
Gene: c1h11orf68
Product: chromosome 1 C11orf68 homolog
Exons: 2
Coding region: 205-951 (248 amino acids)
Source: RefSeq, a predicted model, not a curated record
CUAUUUUUGAGUUGAGAGUCGAUUUUAGUGCAUAAAGAUCUGGUAUCUGAGGUAUCGACGUUUCGGUAUCGAUCCGCCCAUCUGAUACGUAGUGAGGAACAGAGCUACUAGCAGCAGCAACACUGGACGUAAAACUUUGACAACCGCAGUCCUUGGUUCUCCUUCUAGGACUUGUGUUGUAGUCCGAAACAAAGUGACAGCACCAUGGAGGAGGAAGAGGCCCCCGACGAUGGCGACGUGGAGACCCCCUACCCAUCAGACACCUACGCUGCAGAGGCCAUGGCUGCAGACAUGGACCCCUGGAUUGUGUUUGACUCGAGAAGAACUCCCAGGAGUGAGUUUGACUACUGGCUGGAGAGCAACAGGCCCUCUCAGGUGCAGAGGUACGGCGACGAGGAGGGCAAAACGAGACCUGUGGGGUGGAUCGCCGUGCGGGGCCCCAACUACUGCCCCGACUGUGGGGACCUCGACGGCCUCCAGGAGAGUUGGGAGAAACUCUUGGCCAGCUGCCGGCCGGUCAACUUCCAGACCGUGAAGGAGCUGGCCCUGAACCACCGAGUGCUCUCGGGCAAGUGGCUCAUGUACUUGGACUCCGGGUUCAAGUUGGACCGCGCGUGGGAGUGCGUGGCCAGAGCGACCCUGGACGGGAAGAUCUUCACCACUAAAGUGAGCCCGUUCGACUCCAAGGCCGGCGGCGGGAGGCAGGUCAUUUGCGUCUACAACUCAAACUUCACAGAUGAGCGCGAAGUCGUAGAGCUGGAUUCGGUCAUUCGCUCCACGGGGGUCAAGUGCCCCCUUUCCUACAAGCCGGACGUGUACACCUACCUGGGGAUCUACAGGAACAACCGCUGGAAGCUUUGCCCCACCAUAUACGAGAGCAAAUUCGACCUGGAGUGCGUACCCAGGCGUUCCCACAUCAUCAACAAAGUCACCAAUGUUGAGGUGACAUAAGCCAGAACGAACAAGUGUAGCUUUGCACUACAGCUGUAACGGAAAGCUCAAUCUCAAGUUCUUCCUUUUUUGCAAAAAAAAGAAAAAGAAAAGCACUCUCAUUUUGUCUUCUCAUGCUGUUAUAUUUUCUAAGUGACCUGAAAUACAGCCACAUUUUGAACAUGUUGUAUUCGGAAGUAUUAGCAUUCGAGUGGUUCUGUUUCUACGACACUAACACUUACCUGAGUGGCAGGGAGGUCGAAACUCUUAAUUUGAAUGCACAUUUUCAGGGGAUGUUUUUUAUCCAGUUGAAACACUUCUUUUUUGACAAUAUACGUUUGUGUCCACCUCCCCUUUAUUUCAUGCUUUGUACUCGAUCAAAAAAAAAUAAAUCCGUUGCCAAAUAAAAUGUACUUUUGA